AGCGCAACAGCAGCAACAAAAUAACAAUUUGCUCCAUCCACUAUGACACUCAUGCGCAGGAUAACGGCAACGGCUGCGACUGCGGCGAGGACCCUGCUCGAGGAUGGCGGCGCGGGGGCGACAUCACAACCCGUUUACAUGCCACUGCUCCUGGAGGCAACGGCCACGGUAUCAGCAUCGGCACAUGCGAGCUAUUUGAAUUUCGUUGCCGAUGGACUCAUCGAUGUGGACGAAGGUGUUGGCAACGGCGGCAGCCGGUCCGUUCCUUUGGAUGAUGUUGACGCUGGCCAUGUCCAGGACAAUGGCAGCACUGCCGCAGCCGCUGCCGAAACUGGCGGCGCGCAUUUGACAUUUGUCAUCGUCAAGUGUUUCAUUAUUGGUUUCAUCAUACUGGCCGCCAUACUGGGCAACAUGCUGGUGAUUGUGUCCGUUAUGCGCCACCGGAAAUUGCGCAUCAUCACAAACUAUUUUGUGGUUUCACUGGCUGUGGCCGACAUGCUGGUUGCCCUCUGUGCCAUGACUUUUAAUGCUUCCGUCGAGAUAUCUGGCAGAUGGAUGUUCGGAUCACUCAUGUGCGACAUUUGGAACAGUUUCGACGUCUACUUCUCGACAGCCAGCAUUAUGCAUCUAUGUUGCAUUUCGGUGGACAGGUACUAUGCCAUUGUGCAGCCGCUGGACUAUCCGCUUAUAAUGACGCAUCGUCGUGUGUUCAUCAUGCUGCUAAUGGUUUGGCUGUCGCCGGCGCUGCUCUCGUUCCUGCCCAUCUGCUCGGGCUGGUAUACCACUAACGAGAACUGGAAGUAUCUCAAAUCCAAUCCCCAUAUAUGCGAAUUCAAAGUGAACAAAGCCUACGCCAUUGUUAGCUCAUCGAUGAGCUUUUGGAUACCGGGCAUUGUCAUGCUGUCCAUGUACUAUCGCAUUUACCAGGAGGCGGACCGUCAGGAGCGUUUGGUCUACAGAUCCAAAGUGGCCGCCCUGCUGCUGGAGAAGCACCUUCAGAUUAGCCAGAUACCCAAGCCCCGGCCCAGCAUACAGGUGGAGCAGUCAACCAUAACGACAAUGCGGCGCGAGCGGAAAGCAGCCCGCACAUUGGGCAUCAUAAUGAGCGCAUUUCUGCUCUGCUGGCUGCCCUUCUUCUUAUGGUACAUCAUAUUUACGCUCUGCGAUAGCUGCAAAACCCCACGACUUGUUGUUGGCAUUUUGUUCUGGAUUGGUUACUUUAACUCGGCGCUGAAUCCAAUCAUUUAUGCAUAUUUCAAUCGCGAUUUUAGGGCCGCCUUUAAAAAGACGCUCAAGAGCUGCUGUCCCUACGCGUUCAUCAAUUGUCGCGCCAGCUUGCGGGCGGCUGGGCGGGGCAACGGCGCCGGCGGCGGCCAUCGAAGAGACAACGGCACCAGAGACGGUUCCGCCGAGCUGCCGGCCUACAUGAACUCGACGGCCUCAUCGGAGAUACACAUGAAUGUGAUGCGUGCGCGACAGUAUACAGCUGGCACGCCCACACCAACGCCCACAAUGACAGGACAGGAGCAGCAGCAGCAGCUGCAUCCGCUGUACACGAACUAAGCCCUUUCAGCUCUUCUUCUUUGGCUUAUGUGCAGCUGUGUGUGUGUGUGUGUGUGUACAGUUAGAUGCAGCACAACCUAUGCUAGGAAUUCCACAUAUAUGUAUUACCUAUCUAUAGAGCUAUAUAUAUAUAUGCCCAAAACUAUGACCACGCUAAGCAACAGUUAAAUAUGGGUUUAAGCCGAACACGACAAUCCCACAGAAAAAUACUGAAGCCUUCUAAAAAAACCAAAAAAAAAAAUAAAUCAGAUAAUCCGAAACUGAUGUGCAAAAAAAUACACUCGAAAUAUGAAAU
Molecule: messenger RNA, 1858 nt
Organism: Drosophila novamexicana
Lineage: Eukaryota; Metazoa; Arthropoda; Insecta; Diptera; Drosophilidae
Gene: Octbeta1R
Product: octopamine receptor beta-1R
Exons: 7
Coding region: 43-1563 (506 amino acids)
Biological process (GO): adenylate cyclase-activating adrenergic receptor signaling pathway
Cellular component (GO): membrane
Molecular function (GO): adrenergic receptor activity; octopamine receptor activity
Source: RefSeq, a predicted model, not a curated record